UCACAGGCGUUAUCUCACUUUUAAAUGCAGGCCUCUGGUCUAUCUCGUCAGUUGUAGAAGCACCGUCCACAGUGUAGCAUGUUUUAAAUAUAAGAGACACUGGAAAACUCAAGUGAUUAAAGUGUUCGAUUCAGUUAUCUAAAUAUUAAAUUACAAGAAUGGAUUUUAUCUCUUUGGCACUCAUAUUCACUCUUUGCGUUAUUGUGAUUUUCCGAGUUUUAUUGAUGGUACAUUCUCAUUAUGUUGUACGGCAAAAACUUAAAAACGUUCCCCAAGUCGACAGUUUUCCUUUUGGUUCAGCAUAUGAGACAAUGAGUAUACUACCCGAGGAACGCCUGAAGAAGGAUUUUGAGUAUUUGGCUCAAACAUGCAAAAAAGGGAUAUACAUACAAUGGUUCUUAGGCAAGCCGUAUAUUUUCGUGUAUAAACCAGAAUAUUUAGAGCAUAUUUUUCCUAGCACUGUAAAUAUCACAAAAGGGGAGCGUUAUAGUGUGCUGGAAUCCUGGUUGGGCAAGGGACUUGUAAUGUCUACAGGUAAACAAUGGUUCCACGAUAGAAAACUCAUCGGGGCAACAUUCCAUUUCAGUAUAUUGGAAAAAUUUGCUGUGGUUAUGACUGAAAAAUCAGAAAUUUUAAAAAACUGUAUUCAACAAAAAUUGGACGAAAAUCCAGGGAAGCCUAUUAAUAUUUACCCUCUUAUUGUCAACGCAACUCUUGAUAUUAUCUGCGAGACGGCAAUGGGUAUAAAUAUACGUGCUCAAGAAGGCUCAUCCAAAUAUAUCGAAGCAGUACAGGAAAUAGCCGAGUUAAUAAUGACUCGAGCUUUUCAACCGUGGCUUUGGAUUGAUUGGUUAUACUAUUUAACGCCUACAGGAAAACAAUAUAAAACAGCGCUUAAAAUAGUGCACGAAUUUGCUGAUGAGGUAAUAAAAAAAAAAAAGCUCGAACGACAAUCAAAAACUGGCAAAACGGAACUUGAAAAUAAAGAUGAUGAAUCUGACAUAGGUAAGAAGAAGAAGACAGCGUUUUUAGAUUUAUUAUUAGAAGAAAACGCAAAAGACGAUACACCUAUGACUGAUGAUGAGUUGAGAUCGCAAGUGGACACGAUUAUGUUUGGGGGACACGACACAACUUCAGUAGCUGUAUGCUGGACACUCUUUCUGCUGGGCAAUAAUCUCGAUCAUCAGGAAAAAGUUCACGAAGAAUUAGAAGAGGUUUUCGGAGAUUCGGAAGCACCAGCCACUGUAAAGCAGCUGCCACUAUUAAAAUAUCUGGACAGAGUUAUAAAGGAAACGCUCCGAAUAUUUCCGAGUGCAAAUGUAAUAUCGAGGGAACUAGUAGAAGAUGUAAAAUUAGAUGACCAUAUUCUUCCGAAAGAUCAUGAAGUCUCAGUGCCAAUAGUGCUUGUACAUCGGAACCCAGAGGUUUGGCCGGAUCCAUUGAAGUUCGAUCCAGAUCGCUUUCUACCAGAGAACUCGAAAGAUAGAAAUCCGUAUGCAUACGUUCCGUUCAGCGCUGGACCGAGAAACUGUGUAGGCAUGAGAUUCGCUCAACAGGAACUGAAACUCUUAGUGAUUACUAUUCUCAGAAAAUGGAGGGUAAAAAGUGUGAAAACAAUGGACACGAUCCGAUAUGGUGACAUUUUGGUUUUGCGACCCUGCGAAGAAUUACUCAUGCAUUUUACACCCAAGAAAUGAUCAGUUUAUCAGCAAAUAUAUGCUUUUUAUAUGCAAUUUUUAUAACUCUUUCUUGUUAAUCUUUUACGUAUAUGUACAUAAUGCAUAUAUUCUUGCAUAUAUAUCCACAUAUAUGCUAUUUUUGCCUAAAUAUCACAAAAAUCGAAUUGAGAUGUUGGUACCUAUUAAUGCAAUCAAGUUUCGAUAAUAACAAUACGUUAUAAUUGUUGUUUAAAAUUCGGGAUCUCGCCUGCAGGUAGAAUAUUUUAAUCUAACAAAAUAGUUUUGACGAUACAAAUGAAAUACAAACAAAAGAUUCAUAUUUUUUACAAUAUGACGAUAAACAUUAAUAAAUGUUUAAAGUCAAAACAUUUUAUAAUUAAAUGUAUAGGUAAUGAUAAUAAAGAUUUGGUUAUUAAUUAUUGCGCAUUUUUAGAAUUGUAAUUAUUGUAUAAUUAUUAAUAAUUUGUAUUGAGGAUGAUCCAAAGCAUAGGAUCAAAACGUCUACAUUAUUAAUUUUAUUGAAUAAUAAAGUUAAAUGUUACACACGAGCAACCAAA
Messenger RNA from Solenopsis invicta (red fire ant), 2236 nucleotides. RefSeq names its product cytochrome P450 4C1. The transcript is spliced from 11 exons. NCBI's taxonomy places the organism in Eukaryota, Metazoa, Arthropoda, Insecta, Hymenoptera, Formicidae. Gene Ontology annotation, molecular function: heme binding; monooxygenase activity; oxidoreductase activity, acting on paired donors, with incorporation or reduction of molecular oxygen. The coding region runs from base 159 to 1697 and encodes 512 amino acids. The record is from RefSeq and is a predicted model, not a curated record.